AUGGCAGCUCAGGACUUGGUGGUGCUGCCGUUGCCCGACGCCACUGCGGACAAAGUGGAGAAGCUGGCGAAGGUGCUUACGAAGCGCGUGAAGGAGAACGUUGCUAAAGCGGGAGUACGACCGGACCGAGUGACUGUGGAGGUGGCGGUGAACGGGGAAGGCGCCUGUCGCCAUUUUGGUGCGAUCGACGGUCUGUGUGAUAUGGAAGCGUCUAUUCCGUACAACUUUAUCCAGCCCGUCCUUGACAACGUCCUGAGCUUCAAAUUGGACAAGAAGCAUGAAAUAUAUUUGGCUUCCUCGAAGGCGAUCAAGAACUUCGAUGGGAACAGGGUGGAAGAGGAACUCGAAGUAUUGACAGCCAAGAAGCCCGGACUGAACCUGAAUACCUACGACAAGGCUCUGCGCGGGGACUUGUGGAACUGGUUCCAGAGUUCUGGUGAUGAGAUGUUUGUACUUAGACAUAAAGAUGAAACCGAGAUUCUACGAUUGGAUUCCGCCACUAUGGAACCCCACUUAGUAAAUCAUGGCGAAGCCGCGGCCGCAGAGCGUAAGGCCCUGGGUGCUGCCAUUGAAGGCAACCUACCGGCCUGGACCAACAGGAAGGCUUUCUGGUCUCCUCAAGGCACCUUUCUGGUCACUACUCACACGCAGGGAGUCCGACUUUGGGGCGGAGAGAACUUCCACUCGGUCGCCCGCUUGCGUCAUAAGGACGUUGAGACCGGAAUUUUCUCCCGGAACGAAGAGUACCUGGCGACCUGGGAUGGCGUCUUCGGGAAUGACAAAGUAUAUGUUCAUUCCGUCGUUACUUGCGAGACAAUUGCCAAGCUGGCAACACCUAAACAGAAUCCUGACGAACCAAUGCAGUGGCCUCUGCUGUGUUGGUCUCACAACUCCCAGUACUUUGCCAUUGCCUGUGACGAUGGAAUAAAAGUGUACCACAUCGCCAAUGCCAUGGGACCUGUCGUGGAGGUCUCCUACGCGGAUCCAGUGGCCGGCAAAAUUCCGUACUAUCCUGCGCCUGGCGCCACCUUCUCGUGGCAGCCUAAUUCGCGCGUAGGAGACCCCGCUGUCCUCGCUGUCUGGACCGCAAAACCGAGAGAAGUCGCCCCCAGCCGACUUACGCUGUUUGAGAUCCCAACCUUCAAGGUCUUGGCUACUCGCAACAUAUUCAGCAUUGACGGCAUCGCCAGAAUCUACUGGAGCCACCACGGAGAGUACUGUGCCCUCGUUACCCAAAUCCAGGCGAAAGCCGUCAUGGGGCAAAAGCGGGCCGUCCACUCCCAGUUGGAUGUCUUUACGAUGAAGGCAUUCAGGGGUUCUCUGCCCGUGAGCUCGGUCAGCAUUCCUCACGAAAUCAUGACCGUGUCGUGGAGUGAGUCUCGCGACCGACUGGGUAUCCUCUCAAUGAAUAAAGAAGUGAUCUUCUAUGCAGUCACCAAAAAGGGUCUUGAGCAAUGCGGAGCGCCGCUGGAUGUUCCCCGGGAGAUCAAUACCAUCUCCUGGUCGCCCCUCGGAACACAUUUUGUCUUGUCGGCUUGCUCAGUUGAGGACAGCGCUGGCACUCUGUGGUUCGGUGUGUGCUCUGACGUGUCUAACCCGACGGGGUCUUGGCAGUCCGGAUCAGGGGCUCGUCUCAUACCGGGAGUUGGGCUAUCGGGUAGGGGAAUGGCAGCGAACUCUGCGACCCGAUCUAUCCCGGGCGCUCCCUCCGGGAUAAAGACAGCAGGAGGAUCCUCUGGUACCGCUAAAGAUGUCGCUGGCUCUAGCAAGUUGUUUACUCCGGAAAUUUUGUUCAAAGGUGAACAGAUGAAGUUGCAGCACGUGGAGUGGGACCCCAGCGGUCGCUACGUGUCGACAAGUGUUUCAUCUCCUGUCGGCUCCAAGUCCGGUUACAAGAUUGACGAGAUCGCCGGUUACACUCUUUGGUCAUGUCAAGGAAAAGCCAUCUACAACGCAAGUGUUGAAGGGCUUCACCGAUUCCAAUGGCGACCGCAUCCGUUUGUCCACAUGCCAGAGUCCGUGCGAGAGUCAGUCAAAGAUUCGUUUGGCCAAUACACAAAGACCUUCGAAGCGCAGGACAGCAAGCGGAAGACCGAGAGACGAGAACUAGUAAUGAAGUGCCGCAGGCAACAGAAGGACGCCUUUGAGCGGCUCGUGGCGGAGGCUCGAGAAAGCUGCAAGGCGCUUGAAGGGGCGUCCGAAUGGGAACAGAUGGAAAGAGAUUAUCAACAGUCCAGGAAUCUAGUGAAGCACGUACAGGAAAAUCUGCAUGAGAUAUCUGUGAUCGUGAAACCGGCGCUCAUUCCAACGAAUUGA
Gregarina niphandrodes is the source of this 2316-nucleotide messenger RNA. Its product is annotated as eukaryotic translation initiation factor 3 subunit B. Gene Ontology annotation, cellular component: eukaryotic translation initiation factor 3 complex. The transcript has a single exon. Gene Ontology annotation, molecular function: RNA binding; translation initiation factor activity; translation initiation factor binding. Gene Ontology annotation, biological process: translational initiation. NCBI's taxonomy places the organism in Eukaryota, Apicomplexa, Conoidasida, Eugregarinorida, Gregarinidae. The coding region runs from base 1 to 2316 and encodes 771 amino acids. The record is from RefSeq and is a predicted model, not a curated record.